Molecule: messenger RNA, 745 nt
Organism: Aegilops tauschii subsp. strangulata
Lineage: Eukaryota; Viridiplantae; Streptophyta; Magnoliopsida; Poales; Poaceae
Source: RefSeq, a predicted model, not a curated record
GAAAAGAACUAAUCACAAUAUCUAUCUUUCAAAAUCUAUCUUUCAAAAUAUAUAUCUUUCAAAGAUUCACUAAAAAGACAGUUGGCGGGUCUCUUUGUAUGUCUUGUCCGGAAAGAGGAGGACUUAAUGAUUAUUCGUUCGCCGGAACCAGAAGUAAAAAUUGUUGUGGAUAGGGAUCCUGUAAAAACAUCUUUUGAGGAAUGGGCCAGACCCGGCCAUUUCUCAAGAACACUAGCUAAGGGCCCUGAUACUACCACUUGGAUCUGGAACCUACAUGCUAAUGCUCACGAUUUCGAUAGUCAUACUUGUGAUUUGGAGGAGAUUUCUCGAAAAGUAUUUAGUGCUCAUUUCGGGCAACUUUCCAUUAUCUUUCUUUGGUUGAGUGGCAUGUACUUUCAUGGCGCCCGUUUUUCCAAUUAUGAAGCAUGGCUAAGUGAUCCUACUCACAUUGGACCCAGUGCUCAGGUAGUUUGGCCUAUAGUAGGGCAAGAAAUAUUGAAUGGUGAUGUAGGCGGGGGUUUCCGAGGAAUCCAAAUAACCUCUGGUUUUUUUCAGCUUUGGCGAGCAUCUGGAAUAACUAGUGAAUUACAACUCUAUUGUACUGCAAUUGGUGCAUUGAUUUUUGCAGCGUUAAUGCUUUUUGCUGGUUGGUUCCAUUAUCACAAAGCCGCUCCCAAAUUGGCCUGGUUCCAAGAUGUAGAAUCCAUGUUGAAUCACCACUUAGCGGGAUUAUUAGGACUUGGGU